This is a messenger RNA of Cuscuta epithymum, 554 nucleotides long. Lineage: Eukaryota; Viridiplantae; Streptophyta; Magnoliopsida; Solanales; Convolvulaceae. The record is from the annotation of a GenBank genome assembly.
GGGUAGUUUCUUUGGAAGAAGUGAAGAACAAUGAUAAGAUUGAGAUCCAAAAUUUGCACCACACAUACAGUCAUACAAACAUAUACUGCUAAAAGCAACUGGGAUAUGGUUGGAGAAGAUUUUACCAAUGCAGUGAUGGAGUUCUUUGAGAAAGGAAAGAUCCUCAAACAAAUCAACCAUACUAGUAUAGCCUUGAUUCCUAAAAGCAAUCAUGAAGCCUCUGCUACUGAUUUUAGGCCCAUUUCAUGUGCUAAUGUGACAUACAAAACAAUUUCUAAGAUUUUGGCGGUUAGGAUGGCACCUAUUCUGUCAGAAAUUAUUAAUCCAGCUCAGAGUGCCUUUGUUGAAGGGAGGGGAAUUACAGACAACAUCUUUUUGGCCCAAGAACUUGUGAGAGGAUAUGCUAGAAAGUCAAUAUCCCCGAGAUGCCUUUUAAAGGUGGACUUGAAGAAAGCGUAUGAUACCAUAUGUUGGGAUUUUUUAAAGGAUGCUCUAACAGUGCUUGGCUUUCCUUCUAUUUUUGUGGGCUGGAUAUGGGAAUGUAUCAGUACCCC